Messenger RNA from Phacochoerus africanus (Common warthog), 2783 nucleotides. RefSeq names its product chromosome 11 C1orf116 homolog (gene C11H1orf116). The transcript has 4 exons. The record is from RefSeq and is a predicted model, not a curated record. Lineage: Eukaryota; Metazoa; Chordata; Mammalia; Artiodactyla; Suidae. The coding region runs from base 192 to 2006 and encodes 604 amino acids.
AAGAGGUCAGAAGAAAACAGUAGGAGGCAGGGGGAGCAGUCUCUGUCUCCGUCUCUGCCCUUUGAAAUAGAAGGGUAUUCCUUUCCUCCCUCAGUCCCCACCCAGUGAAGGCCCGGCCUGGGACAUUCUCCACUUCCCUUGGCUUCCCCUCUGGGAGCCCCUUUCACCACCCCUGCACCUUGCUUCGGGCGAUGCCCGAGAGGGAGCUGUGGCCAGCGGGGCCUGGCUCGGAACCUGUGACCCGCGUCAGCAGCUGCGACAGCAUGAUGAGUACCACCUCCACCCGCUCUGGAUCUAGUGACAGCAGCUACGAUUUCUUGUCCGCUGAAGAGAAGGAGUGUCUGCUCUUCCUGGAGGAAACCAUUGGCUCCCUGGACACUGAGGCUGACAGCGGACUGUCCACUGACGAGUCUGAGCAACCCGUGACUCCCCGAGGUCCUCGAGCACUGCCCACAGCCCAGCCUGCCCCCCAGGGACAUCCAGAGGAGACGACUGUUCGGCAAGGACCAGUGCCGAGGAGAGUGACUCUGUCCAGCUCAUCUCAUCCACCGGAGCCCCAAAGCCUGGGCCUCAGGUCUGGCUCCUACAGUCUCCCCAGAAACAUCCACAUCAGCCAAAACCAGAACCUCAGGAAAGGCACCACCCAGACUAACAGUUGCAUCCCGAGGGGAUCUAAGGGGCUUGUCCCAGGGCCUGAGAAAGAGCAGGUCAGCGAGAGCAGUGAGCCCCACCAGGCACCAGCCAGCCCCCAGGACCCUGCCCUUGAUCUGGACGGGCCACUCAUCCCCCCACCAGAAGCUUUCCGGGACACCCAGCCACAGCAGUGUGGGCAAGGCAGCCUGGCCAGAAGGCCAGGGGUGCUGAGCCACAAGCCCCAACUCCCCACCUCACUUGGGCCCCAGAAGAAAGGGGACACUGCUUCAGAGGCCAUGUCCCAAAAAGCCAAUGAGAAAGGCUCCACCAGGGGCCCAGGACAACCUCGGUCUCCUCCCCCCGUGUUCUCUCAGAAUGCGAGAGCUGAAGAUGCUCCCGUCCCAUCAUGGGGGGACCCAAAUACCCAACUGGCCCCCGUCACAGCCCCUAAGCCCCGGAAACUGCCGCCAAAUAUUGUUCUGAAGAGCAGCCGAAGCAGUUUCCACAGUGAUCCCCAGAACCGGCUGUCCCGCCACUCUGAGGCUGCUCCUGGAGACUCUGGGCCGGCCCCAUCGUCGCUGCAGGAGCAGAGGAAAGCACGCAGAGAAGCCCUGGAGAAGCUGGGGCUACCCCAGGACCAAGAUGAGCCCAGCCCUCACUUAAGUAGACCCUCUGUCAGACUCAAGGAGACUCGCGCUCCGGCCCCCUCCCCAGCUCCAGCUCAGGUCUCAGCAGCUAUGCCUGCAGCAGGAAAGGCUCUGGCUCCUGCUUCUACACAGGGGCCUUCUUCAGGGAAGGCACCGGUUCCAGCUCAGCAGUCUUCUCCAGGCAAGGUUUUGAUUCCUGCCCAGGAACCCACUUCAGGGAAAGUUCCAGCUGCCAAAUCCACGCCAAUUCCCAUCCCUAAGGCCCCACGGGCCAAUAGUCCCCUGACUCAGCGGAAGCCAGACUCAGGGCUGACUCUCCAGGAGAGCAGCAUCCCUGGCCUGAGACAGAUGAACUUCAAGUCCAACACGCUGGAGCGUUCAGGUGUGGGGCUGAGCAGCUACCUCUCAGCUGAGAAAGAGCCCAGCCCCCAAACCAGCGCCUCUCUGGGAAAAAGCUCCUUCUUAGACAGGAUCCCGCCCAAUGUCUUGCGCAAUUCCCGGCCCCGCCCUGCCUCCUUGGGCACCGGAAAGGACUUCGCGGGUAUCCAGGUGGGCAAGCUGGCUGAUCUGGAGCAGGAGCAGAGCUCCAAGCGCCUGUCUUACCAAGGACAGAGCCGUGACAAGCUGCCUCGACCCGCCUGUGUCAGUGUCAAGAUCUCCCCGAAAGGCGUGUCUGAUGAGCACAGAAGGGAGGCCCUGAAGAAGCUGGGGCUCUUGAAGGAGUAGGCGCUGGACACCCGCACCGCCACCCAACCCCCUCCCUCACCCGCUUGUGCAAGAAGAGACCCCGGGCUCCACUGAGCCUUCCUCCCCUCCUCACAGCUCAGGGGCUGGACAGGGAUCGGCUUCUUCCAACAUCCUGUUCCCUCUGAGGGAGCGAGUGGAGCAUACGUUUAUCUUCAGAGUGGUCGUGCCAACAUGUGCCUACACGAAUCGUCCUGAGGAUGGUUUCCACAGGCGGGUGUGUGUGUGUGUGUGUGUGUGUGUGUGUGUGUGUGUGUGUUAUAACCUGUAUAUAUCACUGAAGAUAUUUAUAUGACAAAGAAUCAUUGCUCAAUUCCGCUCACAUUGGAUCUUUUCUUACAUGGGGUAGGUAGAGUUCAGUCUAACCGGAACAGAGGGGUAGCCAUGCCUGUGAAAACAUGGCAAGUGACACAAUGGAGGCACCAGUGGCAUUAAGCAAAUGCAAGGUCAUGUGACCUGCGGGUCUCCGAGAAUCCCUGCAGUAGUGGAUGGAGACUGGUUCCUGCCUUGCUGGAUUCCCCGCUCAGUUCUGUCCUUCAGGACAGGGCCCUGGGGCCCAGAAGUGUUGCUUCCUCCUCCUUGUCUCUAGUCCCAAGGAUCAGACACAUCCUUGUACCUGAAAACUCUUGGUUGAGUGAUACCAGGAGAGUUCUCGUUGGUCCGAGAAGGCAGGAGAAGUGUCCACAUGGCACACCUCCACCCGAGAGAGCCUCAUCCUUGGGCUUCUUAAAUUCAGUAAUAAACUAUGGUGGUCCCUGA